Messenger RNA from Clunio marinus, 1660 nucleotides. NCBI's taxonomy places the organism in Eukaryota, Metazoa, Arthropoda, Insecta, Diptera, Chironomidae. The record is from the annotation of a GenBank genome assembly.
GAAAGUCACAAUCCUCUUGUUUACAAAAAUUUUCACGACACGUAAUAUUUUGGUAAAGGUUCUUUUAAUAUAGUCUUCAAACAGUUUAAAAACAUCAAAAAUGAAAAGAUUACAAUGGAUUUUCAUGCUAACAUUUGUUAGUUUGUGUAUUUUUCUUGUUCUCGUGAAUUGUAAUGAUCUCAAAGGAUUUGAUGACAACAAUCUUUUCUCACUCAAUUGGCCAGGGGAAAAAUUAUUGGAUAUUCCAACAGAUGCAGAGAGCAUAAUCGUCACUAGUCAUGCUAAAGAAAAAUAUCAAUGUUAUCUACCAAAGCUAUCACAAAAAGACGAUGCUGAGAAUCCAUCAACAUUAGAAACAAGCGCUCUUGAUUAUAUUGAGCCGCUUUUCACAGGUGAUGUUUGUUCAUACCGAAUUGAAUCUUAUUGGACUUACGAAAUAUGUCAUGGAAAUUAUAUUAAACAAUAUCACGAAGAAAGAGAUGGAAAAAUGUCAAAAGUUCAAGAAUAUUAUCUUGGUAAAUGGAAUAAAGAGAUGACUGUGGAACUUCGUAAGAAAUUAGAAAGCAAUAAAGAUGAGAAGUUAAAAUUUAAAAAAAUCGAUGGGCUCAACUUGCCAUACUUUGAAGUGGAAAUGACUGAUGGGACAAUUUGUGAUUUAAAUAAUGAACCUCGAGUGACAAGAGUUCUUUAUGUAUGCUAUGCUCAUGGCAAAAAUGAGAUUUUCUCCUUAAAAGAAACUUCAAGUUGCAACUAUGAAAUCGUUGUAUUAACACCUAAUCUUUGCUUACAUUCAAAAUACAAAGUUCAAGAUACAAAAGAUAACGCAAUUAACUGCUUUCCAUUGGAGAAUGCGCCGAAGAAACCAAAAAGUCUUUUGGCUAUGGAAGUUGAAAGCAUGAAGCUACGCUACCAAAAGUUAAUGGAUGUUAACAAAGGAUUGAAAGAUGCUAUAGCAGUUUUUAAAGUAGAUUCGAAGGAUGGUAAGCUUACAAUGGAAUUUGUUGAUGAUUUGAACACAAAGCAGAUUGAAGAUCUUUUUGGAAAAUCAGAUGAGGCUGAAAAACCACCGAAAUCUUUUCCGGUUCUGAGCAGUGUAGCUGAUGACACUUCUCAAGUAGAAAAUUUCCUUAAAGGCAAAAAUUGUUUAACGGGAGGUACAGGAUGGUGGAAGUAUGAAUUCUGUUAUGGAAAAUAUGUACGACAAUUUCAUGUUGAUAAGUUUGGAGGCAUUACUCAUAUUUUUCUCGGAGCGUUUAAUGAGAAAGCCCAUAAAGAAUUUCUUCAACUUCACCCUGAAAAGCGUCCAAAGCCAAAAGCUCAACGAAAACAAGUUACACAUUUCUAUAAUGAAGGAAGUUUUUGCGAUAAAAUAGGUCAACAUCGUCAAACGGAAGUUAUCUUAAAAUGUCUAGAGAACGCACCAUCACGAUCAACAGUCAGUUUAUAUCUUCUUGAGCCUAAAAUGUGUUCGUAUAUUUUAGGUGUUGAGUCACCGUUAAUUUGCGAUAUUCUUGACAAGGUUGAUGAAGAUGGUCUCGUUCCUAUUAAUAAGUCAUCAGAUGAUGUUGUGAUAGAUCAGCUGGAAGUCACUUUUCAAAAUGAUUAGAUAUAAUAAUAAAUAAUUUUCAUCCGAAGAAAAAAAUAUAAAAUAAGAUUUAAA